GGUCGCUACGGAGGUCGAUGCUGAGAAAAUAGAGCUGCUUGCUCUAACAAAAGAAAAAGAUGAGAGAGAGAAAGAGUUGGUGGAGUUAAAAGAAAGCAUUGGAUCGAUGGAGCAACCAAACGAGCAUGGAAGACGAAGAAGGAAUUUGUUUCGCCGUGUUGCUGUUGCUGCUCCUUUCAUAGCUGCUGCUGGUGCGGUAGCGGUGGCUUUUUGCAUAUUUUUGAAGAAAUAGUUUUCUCAUUCGAGUGUGAUG
Messenger RNA from Phalaenopsis equestris, 253 nucleotides. RefSeq lists its product as uncharacterized. NCBI's taxonomy places the organism in Eukaryota, Viridiplantae, Streptophyta, Magnoliopsida, Asparagales, Orchidaceae. The record is from RefSeq and is a predicted model, not a curated record.